Messenger RNA from Prunus armeniaca (apricot), 450 nucleotides. Lineage: Eukaryota; Viridiplantae; Streptophyta; Magnoliopsida; Rosales; Rosaceae. The record is from the annotation of a GenBank genome assembly.
AUGACUUCCGAGGCUCCUGAGUCCACCUCACCAAUCACUAUCACCGAGACCGAACACGCGGUCAGAAUCUCGGCCAGCGUUCCAAUAACGACGGAUCGUGUGGCCGAGUCCAUGCAAGAGCAAGCAGUAGUUGAGGGUCUGAUGGCUAAGCAGGCCUACAUGAUAGAGACAUCCUUUAUGGUCGCAAUGGACAGAUUCUCCUCAGAGCUAUGGACGCUCUUUCAGGAGAGAAUGCUGGUAACGGCGUCCGCGACGCCUCCCAGAGCCGGACAGAGAAGCCAAGAGCGCGAGAGGUUUAAGCCUUAUAGCGAAAGCAGCAGCCUCGGCGCCUCUGGCCGCACCCAAGCGUCAGGCUAUGGCCAGCAUUCUCAGCCACCGACAAAUAACUGGGGGCAAUCCCAGCCAACAUGGUUAAAUCUCGGACCGACCUGCCCAGCAGAAACAGCGUAA